AUGGCAUCCAAAAACAACACAGUUGGAAUCACAGAAUUUUUCAUCACUGGUUUUGAUGACCUUGAGCAUCCAAAGGCAGUGGGAAUUGUAAUUCUGAUGAUCUAUUCACUUAUUUUACUAGGAGGCACCACCAAUAUAUGUAUUAUUGCAUCAGACAAACGUCUUCACACACCCAUGUACUUUUUCAUUUGCAAUCUAGCCAUUGUAGAUAUGAUGUACAGCAGCAGUGCUAGUGUGACAAUGUUAACAAUCCUUCUAGUGAAAACAGUAUCUUACAAGCCCUGUGCUGCUCAUAUGUUUUUGUAUCACAUGGGUGAUUUUAUGGAAGCCUUUGCUAUUGGUUUGAUGGCCUUUGAUCGAUUGGUUGCAAUUUCCAAUCCUUUAAGAUACCACAGCAUCAUUACAACCAAUCGUAUACUGUUAUUAGUGUUAACUACAUGGGUAAUAAACAGUGCUGUAGUAGGUACUUUAGCCGGUAUAACUGAAGGACUUCCUUCCUGUCAUACUGUUCUUAAAUAUAUGUUUUGUGACUAUCCUGGUUUGGUAAGGGCAGCCUGUGUUAAUCCUGAUGAUUACUUUGUGUUUCCAACCAUUGCGGUUAGUUUGGCGAUUUAUAGAAACUUUGUCUUUGUUUUGUUAUCAUACAUAUGGAUAAUUUGUACAGUGUUUAAAAUUUCCUCUGAAAGCAGAAAACACAUGUUUAGCACUUGCUUCAGCCACAUGAUUGUGGUUGUUUGCUAUUUUGUUCCCAAAUUUGUUGCCAAUAUUCUUACUAGAGUUGGUCUUGUGUUAACAAUCCCAGAACGCAAUGGGUUACACAUUGUCGCAACCUUGGUCCCUUCUCUUGUAAAUCCUGUGGUGUAUUGCUGCUAUUACUCACUGUGGAAAGAUGACAACAGAUUAAAAUGCACUUCAAGGUACUUGCCCUUUACUGUCACACCAAACUCCAUGAAUGCAUACGUUGAAUAA
This is a messenger RNA of Acipenser ruthenus (sterlet), 969 nucleotides long. RefSeq names its product olfactory receptor 10G4-like. The transcript has a single exon. The record is from RefSeq and is a predicted model, not a curated record. NCBI's taxonomy places the organism in Eukaryota, Metazoa, Chordata, Actinopteri, Acipenseriformes, Acipenseridae. Gene Ontology annotation, molecular function: olfactory receptor activity; G protein-coupled receptor activity. Gene Ontology annotation, cellular component: membrane. Bases 1 to 969 code for a protein of 322 amino acids. Gene Ontology annotation, biological process: G protein-coupled receptor signaling pathway.